AUGGCAUUCUCCAAUCUCUUGGAGCUGGUGGGGGACAAGGGACUCUUCCAUGCCCUGCUGCUCGUCACAAUCCUCCUGCCCUCCUGCCUGUUGCCCUGGCAUCUGCUCCUGGAGAACUUCUCAGCCGCCAUCCCGAGCCACCGCUGCUGGACUCCUCUGCUGGACAAUAGCUCCAUGACUCCCCAAAACCUCUCCCUCAAGGCCCUGCUGACCGUCUCCAUCCCCCCAGGCCCCCACCAGGAGCCCCACCAGUGUCUCCGCUUCCGCCACCCGCAGUGGCAGCUCCUGGACCUCAAUGCCACGGCCACCAGCUGGAGCGAGGCCGACACGGAGCCGUGCGUGGAUGGCUGGGUCUACAACACCACCCGCUUCACGUCCACCAUCGUGUCUCAGUGGGACCUGGUCUGCCAUCACCAGUACCUGAAGCCCCUGGCACAGUCCAUCUUCAUGGCCGGCCUUCUGCUGGGAUCCAUCAUGUGGGGUGUCCUCUCAGACCGGAUUGGCCGCCGGCGGGUCCUGGUCUGGGGUAUCCUGCUGAUGGCCGUGACGGGCUCCAGCACCGUCCUGGCCUGGAAUCUGUUUGUCUACUGUGCCCUGCGUUUCCUGACUGCUUUCUUGUUAGCCGGCAUCAUCAUGACCUCCGGGAACCUCACGGUGGAGUGGGUCACGACACCCAGAAGGACCUUCUUCAUGACGGCCAUUUCCUGCAGCUAUAGCACCGGCCAGGUGGCCCUCGGCGGCCUGGCCUUCGCCCUGCGGGACUGGCGGACACUCCAGCUGGCCGUGUCCGUGCCCUUCUUUGCCUUCUUCCUCAUUUGCUGGUGGUUGCCCGAGUCUGCGAGGUGGCUGAUUAUCAUGGGCAAAGCAGACAAAGGGCUCCAGGAACUCAAAAAGGUGGCCAGGAUCAAUGGCCGAGAGGAUGCCCACAAGAAACUGACCAUGGAGGUGCUUAUGUCCAGCAUGCGCGAGGAGCUGGACUCUGCCAAGACCCGCCAAUCAUUGCUGGACCUGUUCCGCUUGCCCGUGCUCCGCUGGAGAAUCCUUGGAAUGAUCACAAUAAUAUUCUCCAUAACGUUCUCCUACUACGGGUUGGUCCUGGACCUGCAGAGUCUGGGCAGUGACAUCUUCCUCUUGCAAGUCCUCUUCGGAGCCGUGGACUUCCUGGGCCGGGUCACCACCCCGCUGUUGCUCAGGUUUCUGGGCCGCCGCAUGGCACUGGCCAGCUCUUCAUCCUUAAGUGGCUUGGCCAUCCUGGUCAACAUACUGGUGCCACAAGAUUUGUGGAUCCUACGUACGGUCUUUGCUGUGCUGGGAAAGGGAGCCUUUGGGAUAAGCUUGACUUGCUACUACCUCUAUAAGACUGAACUGUUCCCCACUUCGCUGAGGAUGACAGCAGAUGGAGUCAUUAAUUCAGCAAGCCGGCUGGGGGGCGUGAUGGGCCCCUUGAUCAGAAUGACCCGCCAGGCUCUGCCUCUGCUACCUCCUCUCUCCUACGGUAUCGUCCCCAUCGUUUCCAGCUUCUUCCUCCUAGUCCUCCCGGAGACCCAAGGACUUCCACUCCCAGACACCGUCCAGAACCUUGAGAGACAACAGUGA
Messenger RNA from Elephantulus edwardii (Cape elephant shrew), 1596 nucleotides. RefSeq names its product solute carrier family 22 (organic anion/urate transporter), member 11 (gene SLC22A11). Gene Ontology annotation, molecular function: transmembrane transporter activity. The record is from RefSeq and is a predicted model, not a curated record. Gene Ontology annotation, biological process: transmembrane transport. The transcript has 9 exons. NCBI's taxonomy places the organism in Eukaryota, Metazoa, Chordata, Mammalia, Macroscelidea, Macroscelididae. The coding region runs from base 1 to 1596 and encodes 531 amino acids.